CUUAACCGAAGUGCUGGGAGACGAGGGCACUGUUGUUUGACUGUUCUGUACGCCCUUCAUCCACAGCAACGAGGUAUACCGUACGCAUCCGCCAUGGUCAUCCCUGUUUUGCUCGCGCAGCAUCCCAAAUCCACUCUGGCCGCAUUCUUGCUGGCGAUAUACCUGUUGCACACACUACGCCAGUGGCAGCGCCUCUCGCAUGUACCGGGACCGUUCUGGGCGGCGUUUUCCAAGUUAUGGAUGGUCAAGGAAGCGCUCCUGGGUCGACAGCCUGCUGCUAUUCAAGAUGUGACGGAUACAUAUGGAUCUCUUGCUCGCAUCGGGCCAAACGAGCUCGUGACCGAUGACCCGGAAGUGCUGCGCAGGAUGAUGGCCGUUCGUUCGGCUUACAUGAGAGGCCCUUGGUAUAAUGCGAUGCGGUUCGAUCCUACGAGGGACAAUCUGUUGUCCAUGCGUGACGAGAGUGCGCAUACCAAGUUACGCGCGAAAAUAGCCGCUGGGUACUCGGGCAAGGAAAAUGAGUCUAUGGAGAGCACCAUUGAAACCGAGAUCUCCAAGCUUGUGGACUUGGUCGAGACCAAGUAUCUAUCAACCGACACGGAAUAUCGUCCCGUGGACCUUGCCCAGAAGGUUCAAUACUUUACCUUGGACGUCAUCAGCCAUCUUGCCUUUGGUCAGGCUUUCGGCUAUCUCCAACAAGACCGUGAUGUUUUUGAUUACAUCCGGAUCUCCGGCUCGUUCAUUCCCAUCAUGAUGGUCUUGGCCAACGUCCCGACGCUGGCGACCAUGCUGCAAUCGCGUUACCUUCGAGGCCUGACGUCCAAUGAGAGCGACAAGCUCGGUUUCGGGGCCUUCAUUGGCGUCGCCAAAAAGGUGGUGGCACAGCGCUUCAGUCCUGAAGCAGCAUCGCAACCCGACAUGCUCGGCUCCUUCAUUCGCCACGGACUUACACAGGAGGAAGCAACUGGCGAAGUACUGCUGCAAAUCGUGGCCGGGAGCGACACAUCCGCAGCCACCAUCCGCUUCGUCAUGUUGUACCUACUGACCAACCCAGCCAUCUACACGACACUCCAGAAGGAAAUAGACGCUGGCAUCGCCAAAGGAGCCAUUUCGUCCCCCAUCAAAGACGCCGAAGCCAGACAACUGCCCUACCUCCAGGCCGUCAUUAAAGAGGGCAUGCGCAUCAUGCCACCAGGGACCGGUACUUUCUUCAAGACGGUCCCGGAGGGAGGCGACGUAAUUCAUGGCAAGUUCAUCCCGGCGGGUACCCAUAUCGGUUCUUCGCCCUUUGGUAUCCAUCACUCCAAGAGCAUAUUCGGUGCAGACGCGGCGCAUUUCAGGCCGGAACGUUGGUUAAGUGCGGAGGCGGAACAGCUCGCGCGCAUGAAUAGCACUGUUGACCUGGUUUUCCAUCAUGGGAAAUAUCAGUGCCUCGGUAAGACCGUUGCGUUGAUGGAGUUUAAUAAGAUCUUCGUCGAGCUGUUAAGACGCUUCGACUUUUCAGUUGUUCAUCCAGCAAAGCCGGCUAAGAUUGAUAAUGCGGGUAUUUGGAUUAUACAGGACUUUUGGGUCAGAGUUGCACGACGAGGGCAAGAGGUAUCGUGAAGUCAGAAUAAUUAUUAUUAUUAUUAAAUACGCCGUAGGCUCGAAGCCCCUGGUACCUCUGCCAGUACUCCCGUAUGUCAAACCGUGCCCUAAUGGCUGGAC
Molecule: messenger RNA, 1707 nt
Organism: Pseudomassariella vexata
Lineage: Eukaryota; Fungi; Ascomycota; Sordariomycetes; Amphisphaeriales; Pseudomassariaceae
Product: cytochrome P450
Exons: 7
Coding region: 94-1605 (503 amino acids)
Molecular function (GO): monooxygenase activity; iron ion binding; heme binding
Source: RefSeq, a predicted model, not a curated record